CAGCCAAGCUACGCACAAAAACGAAUCUUCCUCUUUUGCCGACCAAGCCAAGUAACUCGAUCUUCCUCUCUCUAAAAAUCCUCUCACUUUCUCUCUCUAAAAAAUCCUAAUCUGCGUGCUUUUGAAACCCUAGUUCUCUUCCUCUUACUUUGUUUCGAUCAGUGAUAUUUUUUAUCUUCCACUAUGGCUUCCGGAUCGUCGGGUCGGAACAACAAUUCGGGUUCGAAGGGGUUCGAUUUCGUGACCGAUGACAUUCUUUGCUCGUACGAAGAUUAUGGGAAUCAGGAGAGUUCUAAUGGAAGCCACUCAGAGCCUGUGAUCGGGAUCAAUUCUACUAAGGUAUUAUACUCGGAUACUCUAUCUCGUUUGGGUGAUUUGAGGCAGUUUCCAUUUUUACUUCACGAAUUUCAGAUUUUAGGGUGGUUUGAGGCAUUGGGUUUGUACUUUGGGGUUGGAAUGAAGUACAAUGGCAUUUGGUGUUGCUGGGAAGAGGAAUAG
This is a messenger RNA of Ilex paraguariensis (yerba mate), 498 nucleotides long. The record is from the annotation of a GenBank genome assembly. Lineage: Eukaryota; Viridiplantae; Streptophyta; Magnoliopsida; Aquifoliales; Aquifoliaceae.